GGUUCCGAUACCGCCGGGGCGGCCUCGUUUUUCUCGCAGUGGCGGCGUCCUAGGCCGAAAUCUGUGCACUAUGUCGGGUGGCCUCCUGAAGGCGCUGCGCAGCGACUCCUACGUCGAGCUGAGCCAGUACCGGGACCAGCACUUCCGGGGUGACAAUGAAGAACAGGAAAAAUUACUGAAGAAAAGCUGUACAUUGUAUGUUGGAAAUCUUUCCUUUUAUACAACUGAAGAACAAAUCUAUGAACUCUUCAGCAAAAGUGGUGACAUAAAGAAAAUCAUCAUGGGCCUGGAUAAAAUGAAGAAAACAGCAUGUGGGUUCUGCUUUGUGGAAUAUUAUUCAAGAGCAGAUGCAGAAAAUGCCAUGCGGUACAUAAAUGGAACUCGUCUGGAUGACCGGAUCAUUCGCACAGACUGGGACGCAGGCUUUAAGGAGGGCAGGCAGUAUGGCCGUGGGCGUUCUGGGGGCCAGGUACGAGAUGAGUAUCGUCAGGACUACGAUGCUGGGAGAGGAGGUUAUGGAAAACUUGCCCAAAACCAGUGAGUGGUGAGAGCCCCAUCAUGAAAAACUCACUCCUUUGGCUUGUUAAAUUUGAUGUGCAUUCCCAAGGUCUGCGAACCUGCCUAUUUUUACCAAGCUUUAUUUAAUAUGUCUCUACUGAGUUGGAAGGCUCUUCAUGGUUUUCCACUUAAAAAAUUAUUAAAGGACAGAAUCCAAAAGAAUGCCUUUAAUUCUGUAGUCUUAGCAUCUUGGUUGUGUCAGAUUACCAGAAUGAUUUCUGUUACCAGGUCAAAAAUUGUGUUCCUUAGCAACAGACUUCAUGUGUAAUGUUGCUCUAUCAGCCAAAACACACUUCUUUUAGCAAGAUUGGAAAAAAAAUUUUUAAGUGUUUACCAUGUUUGCAUCUAAGUAGGUUCAUGGUCUACCAUGGGGCCUGGAAUUACUAUUUUUAAAAUUUUAAGUUUGCAUGAGAUAAAAGUUUAAUAAGUGGAGUUUUGCUCUGUAAUGUUGCUUUACUGUAAAUUAGGAAUAGAUUUUGAUGAC
Molecule: messenger RNA, 1042 nt
Organism: Kogia breviceps (pygmy sperm whale)
Lineage: Eukaryota; Metazoa; Chordata; Mammalia; Artiodactyla; Physeteridae
Gene: NCBP2
Product: nuclear cap binding protein subunit 2
Biological process (GO): mRNA cis splicing, via spliceosome
Cellular component (GO): nuclear cap binding complex
Molecular function (GO): RNA cap binding
Source: RefSeq, a predicted model, not a curated record